Messenger RNA from Onychostoma macrolepis, 3521 nucleotides. It is a transcript of the gene apln, whose product is annotated as apelin. Lineage: Eukaryota; Metazoa; Chordata; Actinopteri; Cypriniformes; Cyprinidae. Bases 349 to 582 code for a protein of 77 amino acids. Gene Ontology annotation, molecular function: apelin receptor binding; hormone activity. The transcript has 3 exons. Gene Ontology annotation, biological process: signal transduction. The record is from RefSeq and is a predicted model, not a curated record.
AUACAUAAGCAAGAUGAGGGACUUGGGCUCCUUAUCCAAGACAAACUGACUCUCUUCACACUCAUUCUACCGGACUUCCAAUUCACAAAAGAGAAACGCGCACAUCACGGCAGGAGAACUCUGACAGAAACCUGCCCUCAAUCUCAGCGGCUCUGUCACACACUUGCACACAGAUAUACAAACACAUUCAGCCACACACACAGACACACGCGCACACUGAAGAGCAAACAGUCUCUCUCUUUCUCUCUCGCUCUUGCUCACCCACUCUCCUCUCCCUCCCAUCCACACACGCACACCACUACAGUAUAUCAGCUAGCGACUGGCAGGGAAACGGAGGGGAGAGCAGAAAUGAAUGUGAAGAUCUUGACGCUGGUGAUUGUGCUGGUGGUUUCUCUGCUGUGUUCAGCCAGUGCUGGUCCGAUGGCCUCCACCGAGCAUAGCAAAGAGCUGGAGGAGGUGGGCAGCAUGAGGACUCCUUUGCGGCAAAAUUCCGCUCGAGCCGGCCGGAGCCAAAGACCUUCUGGCUGGAGGAGGAGACGCCCUCGACCCCGCCUCUCCCAUAAGGGGCCCAUGCCAUUUUAGAGCAAGGCACAGCUUAGAGUGCCCUCCCCCUUGGUUCUGAUUUCUAUGCUCUUCCUUUGCCUUGGGGGGCCUUGCAACAAGGGGCCUUUGCUAGCCCAGCCUGAAGAGUGAUGUCCAUAGCACCUGCUGGUUCUUCAAGCAACUCUUCUUCUGUCCACAAAAAAACCAGGACAAGCCACUCACCCUCAGCUCUACGAAGAAUUGUGGGCCGGGAAUGGGGGUGGGGGGUAUUGAGCUAUCAGAUUCUGUCUCUCUCUGUCUGUCUCUCUCCUCCUGUGGUUUUCCUCAUUUGCUUUCUAGAGCCCUUUCAUGGCCACACUUUGCAUGAUGUGUGAGCAGUGGGGAGCCUGGUCUAAACAGUUAUAGUCCGAAAGCGUCAGUUUCUUCUCCGAGGUGUGCUAGUCCCAUUCUCUCCAGUGUGAAGGUGACCACAACGCUUUGUCCCAUUGCUACGUGUUGGCAACUCUUGGCUUAUAAAUGGCGUUUAUGAGGGAAGAAAGUGGCAGGGAAUCUAAAGUAAAGGCACAAAUGCUCAGGCCCAUUAUGGCCAGGUCAGCAACGUUAAUGUUUUACAUCUUACACAAUUUAACACCUACCUACAGCAAAAAUUGGCCAGUUUGCUUAAUAACGGCAUCACUGAGUGCAUUUACAUGACAAACUGCUCACAAAUGCAAUUAUCAAAAAUGGUUUCUCGUAAAAUCUUGACCAAAAAAAUAGUUCUUAAUGAGAUAAAUUCAAUUUAACUCAUCAAGUUUUGUAUGUAUCCAAAAUGUAUGCACAUUGUAUAAGCAUCCAGAAUGCUGAUUGUAAUGUAAAUGCAAUCAAUGUUAUCGGGUUCAGUUAUAAUUACUGAUUACAUAAUUACCUCUAAAUAUGUUGAAUGACUAUAUAAUUCAUUGGCACAUCUAUUUAAAACAGCUUGAUUACAUCUCAUAGCGCUGUCCAAUGGUCAUUAUGCAUCAUCCUACCAAUGAGCCUAAGAGUUGUCAGCCAUCUGAAGCUUAAGGAUAAAGCCCCAGUGUCUCAUUAUCAAAAUCACACUCCACUUCCAUGAGCGUGAGAUCAUCGUCCUGAGCCCUCUUCUCCUCCCCCAUGACACACGCUGCUUUACAGCAGAGAUACAUGACUGUUAACUGGCCAGGGUGAUCUGCUUCAGACGGCGGACCAUCUCUCCUUUUAAUGAAGUGCCAAAUAGCAAAUCUACUCCACAGCGCUGCCAGGAGAAGAAAAGUAAACAUGUUACCUCUUAUCUUAGGGGAAGCAUAACAUCUAACCAUAUGUACGCAUUUUGCCAUUUGUUUGAACAUCCAAUGUAAAGGCAACGGUAGCAUGGUUUCAAGACAUUAGACCAAAAAAAAAAUAACAAAAAGAAAUUCUUACAGAUCUGAUGAUUUUUCCCCUUGACCGGAUUCUUUGACAGAACUCUAUGCCUUUAUUUAACAUCAUACUGGAAAUGAUUUCUCAUUCUUUUGUUGUUAUUUUUGUUAUAUUUCAGUUCAUUUCUCAGGGUGCUGUGACACAAGCCUGUAUGGUCUAUAUUACAUGCAUUUAUUUAAGAAACACACAUUAUUUGUAUUCACACCAUUUAGCUUCAUGCUUAUGUAUCCACCACUUUUUAGCUACAUAUUCAGACUACGUUUUUACAAGUCAUUAUUGUUUUCUCCCCAUUGGGAGCAGUUGCCUUUUGAGUUUGAGCCUCUUUGGCACAGGUGGCCACAGCCUGGUUAUUAAACCCCAUUGCUAAUCGGUUUUAGAUUGGAAUCACUAAAAAUCUCUGUCAAGUCUGAUAGAACUCACAAGACAAAUUGGCAUAGAAUGACCACACCACCUUAGCGUUCAACUGAUUUAUGAUGUAAUAAUCUAUAAAAAUGAGCAACCCUUGACUUAGGCAUCAUUAAACCUUUCAGUAAGACACAAAUUAUGAGGCCGAGAUGAGAGGCUUUUAUGAGACAGUUAGCUACACUCAUAAUUCCGACGCUUAAUUAGACAUUGCAGCAAGUUAUUGCAAAUUAGCAUUUGAGUCCCUGCCCCAUUUCCUGUUCGGCGUUUCUCUGUGGUUACGAAAAAAGAGAGUCGUCACGUAUAUCCACAAACAUCAGCUCUUCAUAAGAGAGUGCCUAAAAACCUACAUUAGUAAAACACCCAGCCAAGCUCACCUCGAUUAAAAAUGUAUAGAAUCUUAGGGCACUGUGAAUACUAAUAAUUCCAGUCACGCCAUGAUUAUUUUAUACCCUCUCAGACAGAGAUGUGGAUUUCAUUAACGCUUUCUCAGAACGAUAGUACUCCCGAGAGCUCUGCUUCAUGGAUCAGUAGGUCAGAACGCAGAGAAGAUCCAAGUUUGGGCGGAUGAGUUGCAGUACACUUCAUCUGAAGUGUCUGUUAGAGGUGCAGAGUAAUGCCUGUAUCCAUACUGUUGUUCAUGAAUGUAUCUUCACCAUCCUCACCAGAGCUGAGCUGAGGGCCGUCGAGCAGUGUUUCAGUUCAGUUCAAGCCUUGAAUCUUGAAAAACUAGCCCGUCACUGCUACAUACGACAACCAAUUCCCCCCUUCCCACCGAUGGAGAUGGUUAUCGUUUCAUCAAACAUCCAAAGACAAAUAAGACAAAAUCCAAAGCUUGCUAUAGCAGAGACCCCUAUCAAUCACUUGGCUUUUCUCCAACACCUCUCUGUAUGGACAUGCAAGGCUGCACUUUUGCAAUUCCAUUAUGCUGCUGGAAAAGUAAAUCCUGAAAACAAGUCUUUUGGCAUGUAAUGGUUUUCCAGUGUCUUGUGACAAUUAAAUUGACUAAUUCUUGUCUAGCUGGUUGUCCAAAGCCUACUUUUCGAUAGAGUGUGGAAAGCUGUAUUUUAUUUUUGUGUGUAUGGUCGUAUAAAAGUGUAGAAAGUAUAGUCUGCUGCACAAUAUGUCGUGGACACAAAAGAGCUUUCUCACCCUCCUCU